AUGAACAUCGAGGAAGAUAAAAUCCCAUUGACAACAUAUAAGGCAAUCAAUGAUGAAGUAGCGGAAAGACAAGACAAAUUGAAGAAACAAAUUGAACAUAUAGAAAGAAUAUUAACCGAAUUGUUGGAAAAUGGCCAGUUAGCAAUUACAAAAAAAGAAACAGCAAUUACAAAGACAAUAGGGAAAGGA
Acaulospora morrowiae is the source of this 189-nucleotide messenger RNA. The record is from the annotation of a GenBank genome assembly. NCBI's taxonomy places the organism in Eukaryota, Fungi, Glomeromycota, Glomeromycetes, Diversisporales, Acaulosporaceae.